Homarus americanus (American lobster) is the source of this 410-nucleotide messenger RNA. Its product is annotated as GATA zinc finger domain-containing protein 14-like. The record is from RefSeq and is a predicted model, not a curated record. Lineage: Eukaryota; Metazoa; Arthropoda; Malacostraca; Decapoda; Nephropidae. The annotation marks the transcript as partial. The transcript has a single exon.
ACUUGGAAUUAUUGGAACGAGACUCCAAACUCCCACAACGAGUCUCCACCCACAACGAGUCUCCAAAUUCCCACAACGAGUCUCCAAACUCCCCAACGAGUCUCCAAAUUUCCACGAGUCUCCAACUCCCACAACGAGUCUCCACCCACCAACGAGUCUCUAAUUCCCAAGAGUCUCCAAACUGCCACAACGAGUCUCCAAAUUCCCACAACGCGUCUCCAAACUCCCACAACGAGUCUCCAAAUUCCCACGAGUCUCCAAAUUCCCACAACGAGUCUCCAAAUUCCCACAACGAGUCUCCAAAUUCCCACAACGAGUCUCCAAAUUCCCACAACGAGUCUCCAAACUCCCACAACGAGUCUCCAAACUCCCACAACGAGACUCCAAACAACGAGUGCACCCACAGUUGA